Manihot esculenta (cassava) is the source of this 1042-nucleotide messenger RNA. RefSeq names its product membrane-anchored ubiquitin-fold protein 2. The record is from RefSeq and is a predicted model, not a curated record. Bases 392 to 745 code for a protein of 117 amino acids. NCBI's taxonomy places the organism in Eukaryota, Viridiplantae, Streptophyta, Magnoliopsida, Malpighiales, Euphorbiaceae. The transcript is spliced from 5 exons. Gene Ontology annotation, molecular function: protein binding.
GAGGGAUAUCUGUCUAUUUCCAUGGUCUUAGGAGAUUGCUAGGAGAAGCAAGAAUGGAAGCAUUGACCACAGAUUUGGAAGACUUUGAAAACUCCGAAACAGCCUCAUUUCUGGGUUGUUAUUUGAUCUCUUCAUCUCCAUUUACCAUUUUCCACUGAUAUACAGAUCAACUUUUCUUCUUCUUCUUCUUCUUCUUCUUCUUCAGCCUGGAUUUUUCAACCAAAGAGAGAUUCACCCAGAUCGUCUCUACAGCCAACAGGGGUUGCCGAUUCAAAAUUUUGUUAAAAUCUUUGUCCUUGUGAGGAGCAAGUUUAGGUGGUAUUGAAUUCAGAUUACAUAUUCUACCUAGGCUUGUGGGUAGUUUAGGUUGGAAAUUGGUGAUUCUUCAAAGAUGGCCGUGGUGCAAGAUCAGCUAGAGAUCAAGUUUCGGUUGACUGAUGGAUCUGAUAUCGGUCCCAAAACCUUUCCUGCUGCUACAAGUGUUUCAACCUUGAAGGAGAGUGUUCUCGCUCAAUGGCCUAAAGACAAGGAGCAUGGUCCAAGGACAGUGAAAGAUCUCAAGUUAAUAAGUGCAGGCAAAAUACUGGAGAACAACAGAACAGUAGGGGAAUGCCGGAGCCCUCUCUGUGAUAUCCCCGGUGGCGUUACAACCAUGCAUGUAGUUGUUCAACCAUCUUCCUUGGAUAAAGAAAAGAGAUCAUCCAGACAAUCAAAGCAGAACAAAUGUGUUUGUGUUAUAUUAUAACUACAGCUCCAUGAGCAGGGAUGACAUCAAGGUAAAGAGUUUGGAGCUGGUUCAGUCACAAAGCUGGUGAAUUGCUUAUUGGUGAUAGGCCAUGGCAUCAUGUUCAUCUAUCAUGGGUCAUCUUUUUUGAGCCAUUCUUUGCCUUUCAUCAGAUAGCCGUGCCUCAGUCCAUUUGGUAUACUGUGAUUAAUGUUAAGUUUGAUUUCGACUCGGCUUGUAUGUAUGCAACUAGAUAUCAGAUUUAUAUGAUGAAAAUUAUAGAUUGGUGCAUAUUUCAUAUUUUUCAUUUUACAUUCA